Messenger RNA from Spirometra erinaceieuropaei, 516 nucleotides. The record is from the annotation of a GenBank genome assembly. NCBI's taxonomy places the organism in Eukaryota, Metazoa, Platyhelminthes, Cestoda, Diphyllobothriidea, Diphyllobothriidae.
AUGCGGUUUCUCAAGGUGAGCACUUCGGUUUGUCCACCGGAGGGAAUUAAGGCUGCUGACCGCAAGCACAAUCACGACCUCGUAGUCAUUGUGAAAUCAGCCGUCUACAACUUCGACGACAGACAAAACUUUAGUAGAUUCUACGCCCAUCUGAGAAGGGAGAGCAGCGCUAAACUACCUUAUCGCAUAGGAGUAGUGUUCGUGGUGCGUCUGCCCACAAGUCUAAACGACAAUUCCUUCCAACGUGAAGGUUUUAACAUCUCGCUGCCCGGUCGCGCCGGCAACUCGCUCGUCAACAUUGGAAACCGCCGCGCCCAGAUUCAAAUGCGACUGGAGCAGGAGAUGCGUGAACAGGAUGAUCUCAUCGUGAGCGACUUCGAGGACACCUACUACAAUCUGUCUCUGAAGAUGCAUCACACACUUAAAAUGAGCACUGAACUGGAGGCUAUCAUUCGUAAUCCCCAUCGGUCUAAGUUAUGGCUUGCAGAUGAACACAAAACAGAACCUCUUGUGUGA